Messenger RNA from Ricinus communis (castor bean), 2497 nucleotides. Its product is annotated as protein HOTHEAD. Gene Ontology annotation, molecular function: oxidoreductase activity, acting on CH-OH group of donors; flavin adenine dinucleotide binding. The coding region runs from base 639 to 2315 and encodes 558 amino acids. The transcript has 3 exons. The record is from RefSeq and is a predicted model, not a curated record. Lineage: Eukaryota; Viridiplantae; Streptophyta; Magnoliopsida; Malpighiales; Euphorbiaceae.
UUUUUUCCCUUCUUGUUUCUUUCUCUCUGUAUAUGUUCGAAAUUCCUAAAGCUGCCAAGAAAAAAUUGCUUUCAAUGGUUACAGAGUUCUAAGUGUCGCUGUAGAGCAAUAUACAUCUGUUUUAAGGUGACAAGGGUUCGCUUAUCUGGUCAAUUGUGUUGAUGAUGCAACCUUAUGCCUUCCAAAUUUAUUGGGGAUCUUCAAGGGGAACCGCAAGUUGAUAACAUUUCUAUUAACCAUUCCAUUAUUUUACUCUUGAUUAUUCCAAUAAUAAGUAAUUGCACAAAGACAUAUUAUAUUUGCUAAAGAGACUUGAAGUGAACGUUUUAGGAGUCUUUCAAAGUGAAAAGGCAAGGCAUAGACAAAGAAAAUAAAUAAAAAAAUUAAAGCACAAAGAAGAACAAUAUCAGAUUAUCACAAUAAUAAAGUUAGAAAGGCAGCAGCAGCAGCAACAGAAUACCAGAGAGCAAGGAAUCAUCAUUGCAGCAAAAUCAUCAAGCAGCGCAACAAUAAGUGAAUCAUGAAUCAUUAGCUAAACCAUGCGUAUGGUUUAAUAUAUUACUUCUUAAGGAACUUUGAUUAACUUUUUUUGCUAGGCCUGCAAGCUCAAUUAUUAAAUACACCACAAUGGCCAAUAUAUGCAGCCAGCCCUUUCGCUUUCUUAUGGUAUCUUUAUGGGAGGGAAACUGGAAGUGCAAAAGAUGGAUUAUCCAGUAAUCAUCCAUGGUCAUUAUCUUCUAGCAGCUUUUUUCUUUCUGCUUGUGAACUUGUCUAAAUCAUCUCCAUUGCUUCAAGGAAAAAUUAUCCCUUACAUGACUUCAGAUGUCAACGAGGUCUCAGGCAAGUCCUUUGACUACAUAGUUGUCGGGGGAGGCACUGCGGGAUGCCCCCUGGCAGCAACCCUUUCAGAAAGGUUCUCUGUGCUAUUGGUAGAACGAGGUGGCUCUCCCUAUGGAAAUCCCUUGGUAUGGAAUAAGAUGUACUAUGGUUUCGCAUUGCUCCAAACUGAUGAGUUCUCAUCAGUGGCUGAAAGUUUCAUUUCCAAGGAUGGAGUUCAGGGUCAUAGAGGGCGAGUGCUUGGAGGAUCGUCCGCAAUAAAUGGUGCCUUUUAUAGCAGAGCUAGUAAUGAUUUUGUUAAAAGAAUUGGGUGGGAUGAAGAGCUAGUGAAGGAAGCGUACGAGUGGGUGGAGUCUAAAAUUGUUUUCAGACCUGAGCUGUCCAUAUGGCAAUCUGUUCUUGAAUUUGGUCUUCUUGAGGCAGGAUUUCUUCCUUAUAACGGAUUUAGCUGGGAUCAUAUUGAGGGUACAAAGAUUGGCGGGACUACCUAUGAUGAAUUUGGAGUAAGGCACACCUCAGCUGAUCUUCUGGGAGCAGGAAAUCUAGAAAAUAUCACAGUUCUUUUAUAUGCAACCGUAAAGAACAUCAUUUUCCAUAACAAUGGUUCGGAAAAUGAGAGAAUAGCCCAUGGCAUUAGGUUCAUUAAGAGCAAUGGCAGCACAGAUCAAAUAUAUGAAGCUUACCUCAAUCAACCAAAGAACUCGAGCUCAUGGGGAGAUGUUAUUUUGUCAGCAGGAGCAUUAGGCAGUCCUCAAAUUCUAAUGUUAAGUGGCAUUGGACCACAAAAGCAUCUUAAGAACUUCAGUAUCCCACUUGUUUGGGACCUGAAAGGGGUUGGCCAAGAGAUGAAAGACAACCCUGCUAUUGCCCUUCUAGCAGACACAAAUGCGGAAUAUCGGCUGCCAGAUACGCCUCAAGUCGUGGGAAUUGCGAAGGACUUCAAAUUCAUAGUAGAAGGCGGAAUAUUACCAAUAAGCUUCAACGCAACGAGAAUGCCAAUUGCAGUCAAGCUUGCAUUUCCAGAAUCUAAAGGCAAGCUGAAAUUGUACAACACAGAUCCUAGGCAAAACCCAUUGGUGAAAUUCAACUAUCUAGCAGAGGAAAAAGACUUGGACGGUUGUGUGGAGAUGGCCCAAUUGCUUCAAAGGGUAUCAAGGUCCGAGUCUGUUGCUCUGUUCCUGAGGAGUGAACCUCAGAAUAAUCUGUUAUCCAGUCCUCAUGAACUGAGAGAUUUCUGUAAGAAGAACGUGAGGACUUAUUAUCAUUAUCAUGGAGGAUGUACUGUUGGAUCAGUUGUUGAUAAUGAUUACAAAGUCUAUGGAGUAAAGGGUCUGAGAGUAAUAGAUGGAUCAACUUUCUUGGAAUCCCCAGGCACAAACCCAAUGGCUACUUUAUUGAUGCUGGGAAGAUAUCAAGGGAUCAGAAUUCUAAGAGACAGGGAGAAUACUUCUAUAUUUAAUAAUCAAGAACAACCUUAGCAAACUCUUAACUUAAGAAAUACAUAUCAUAUCACCAGUUAAUGUUAAAUACUUCUCCCUUUAAUCAUAGCGUACUUUGUCGCAAUCAAUUCAAUUUAGCUAUGAAUUGCCUCUAGCCUCUUCAAGUGCAGCUCUUGAAUGUGGCUAUUCCGUAUAACACUAUCUAAGUUCAUAAUUUGGUA